GAAGGAAUAGGAAGACGAAUUAUGAUGAUGAUGAUGAAUGCGUCGCAAUGAGAUAAGUUAGCUCAACACAAACUGUACCUCUCACCAUGAAUAUUCUAAGGAGGAGCUGUAAUGUGUUCUUAAGACUGCGGUGGGAAGGAAUAGUUUUGGACUCUUUAGACAAAACAAUCAUCAGUAAAAAUCUGUGUACACCUAAGACCAGUAGUUUAAGACCAAUUCAUACUACUGGGACAAAAUGUGAUUUGAUGGAAUUCUUCGACGAUGAAAAAAAUUGGGGAACUGAAGCUAUAAAAGUGGGUAGAGCUUGGAAGAAAGACGAACUUAGAAUCAAGAGCAACUCUGACCUCCACAAAUUAUGGUAUAUCCUGCUGAAAGAGCGGAACAUGCUCAUGUCUAUGGAGCAUGAACACCAGGAAGCUUUUGAACCGUUCCCAAACCCGGAGAGAUUGGAUAAGGUUAAAGAAAGCAUGCACAACCUGGAGGAGGUGGUGAUAGAACGCAACAAAGCGUACCACGAACUGGAAACAGGCGAGACUGGCAUUGUACCAAGUAAACAGGUCAUCAACCAGUUAGGAUUAACACAUUUCCACCGAAUGGGGGAACAUUUGAUUCCAAAGUAUGUAAACAAGAAGUGGAGAGAGAAGCAUGUCCACCACGAUAACUACAAGGAAACAAAAGUAUUCCUCGCUUUACUUGAGGAAAAGAACAAAGUUAUAGAAUCAAAACACCGCAAGGGUCUUAGACAACAUGUGCUGGGGCUGAUGCGGAGAUUCCCAAACUUGGACUUGGAAGCUGUCAAAGAGAAGUUCCCAGAAGUGGACGUUGACAAGCUGAAGGACUUGGACAAAGCGAGGGGACAUUGGCUGCCGUAGAGUUUGUAACCUGCUGUUGAUGUAGAAUGUAAAUAACUUUUGUACAGAUAUAUUAAAACCAUUUAUCCACACAUA
Molecule: messenger RNA, 947 nt
Organism: Macrosteles quadrilineatus (aster leafhopper)
Lineage: Eukaryota; Metazoa; Arthropoda; Insecta; Hemiptera; Cicadellidae
Gene: mRpL47
Product: 39S ribosomal protein L47, mitochondrial
Exons: 7
Coding region: 87-872 (261 amino acids)
Biological process (GO): mitochondrial translation
Cellular component (GO): mitochondrial ribosome; mitochondrial large ribosomal subunit
Molecular function (GO): structural constituent of ribosome
Source: RefSeq, a predicted model, not a curated record